Conger conger (European conger) is the source of this 3081-nucleotide messenger RNA. Its product is annotated as chromodomain Y-like protein 2. Gene Ontology annotation, molecular function: transcription corepressor activity. Lineage: Eukaryota; Metazoa; Chordata; Actinopteri; Anguilliformes; Congridae. The transcript is spliced from 7 exons. Gene Ontology annotation, cellular component: nucleus. The record is from RefSeq and is a predicted model, not a curated record. The coding region runs from base 287 to 1747 and encodes 486 amino acids.
UGGACGAUCAGGCAGAAUAUUUCCAGUAAAGCCCUUUUCGUGUGUUGUGUCAACAGCACCGCUCAUCCUUGCGCUGCUGUUUGUUUUAAAAUGAAGCGCGAUCCAUCGCAGCCGCGCUCGAUUGACGCUGCCUGCAGAUCUACCGCGGCUGCCUCGAACAACAAGGCGGUUCGCUAAUACCGUCUAUUGGUCGGCUACACUUUCUCACAGAUACACCACCGAGUGGAGCUCGCGACGGCAGCGAGACGGGCGAGCGUAGAGUACGGCGCAAGUUCCGCGACACGGCAUGGCUUCGGGAGACCUUUACGAGGUGGAGAAGAUCGUGGACAAGCGUAAAACCCGGAAGGGGAAGUGGGAGUACCUGAUCCGCUGGAAGGGCUACGGCCGGAGCGAGGACACGUGGGAGCCGGAGCACCACCUGCUGCACUGCGAGGAGUUCAUCCAGCAGUUCCAGGCCCAGCGGGUCCCCCGGGACCGGCCCGCCCGCCCGGCCAGAACCGCCGCCCCCGCCCCGCACCCCUUCAGCCGCGCCGCGGACAGCCAGGCGCUGCGGGGCCGCGGGGAACCACAGAAGAAGAAACGGGCGAGCGGGGGGGGCGCCGCGGGGGCGCAGAGGCCCAGACGGGUCGCGGACAGACCCGCCAGGUCUGCGCCCCACCGGAGCGCGCACGGGGAACUGCACUUCCUGCCCUUCAGACGGUCGCACCACGGAUUACAAAACGGCGUCCUGGACCCCUUGCGUUACAGGAACGCCCCGAAGGUGCACAGGAUCCGCCGGGGAAGAGCGGAGGACGUUUUGGGCGACAUUGAUGUGAGGGAACCUCCCAUCAAGAAUGAAUUAGGGGCUGCUCUUUCAAACGGCGGGAUUAACGUGCCCUCCUCAGCGAAACGGAAACUGGCGGGGGAGAACGGCUACGUGUUUGACAAGAGACUGAGGCACAAUGUUCGGCAGAACCAGGGCAACUGUCGAUACCGGGACAUCGUGGUGAGGAAAGAAGACGGCUUCACUCACAUACUGCUGUCGAGCCAAACUUCGGACAACAACGCCCUCACCCCGGAGAUCAUGGAGGAGGUGUGCCGGGCCUUGGGGGCGGCGGCGGUGGACAGCAGUAAGCUCCUCCUGCUCAGCGCCGUGGGGAGUGUGUUCUGCAGCGGGCUGGACCGCUCGUACCUCAUCGGCCGGCUGUCCAAGGACCGGAGGAAGGAGAGCGGCCGGAUCUCAGAGACCAUACGGGACUUUGUGAAGGCCUUCAUCCAGUUCAAGAAGCCCAUCGUGGUGGCCAUCAACGGCCCGGCUCUGGGCCUGGGGGCCUCCAUCCUGCCCCUGUGUGACGUGGUGUGGGCCAGCGAGAAGGCCUGGUUCCAGACCCCCGGGGCCAUGGUGCGCCUCACCCCCAUGGGCUGCUCUUCCUACACCUUCCCCCAGAUCCUGGGCGUGGCCCUGGCCAAUGAGAUGCUGUUCUGCGGGAGGAAGCUGACGGCGCAGGAGGCCUGCAGCAGAGGGCUGGUGUCCCAGGUCUUCUGGGCGUCCUCCUUCAGCCAGGAGGUGAUGCUACGCGUGAGGGACAUGGCCUCCUGCAGUGCGGUGGUUCUGGAGGAGUCCAAAGGCCUGGUGCGGAGCUUCCUGAAGUCCCUGCUGGAGGAGGUGAACGAGAGGGAGUGUCAGAUCCUCAAGCAGCUGUGGAGCUCCACCAAGGGCUCGGACUCGCUCUUCAGCGGCCUGCAGGGCCAGCUCUACGAGGGCUGAGGAGCGGCCAUCUUACAGCGUCCGCCGCUCGCCGCCCGCGCUAAGAUGGCCGCUCCUGGGGCGGUCGCCACGGCAAACGCUCUCCUGACAGACCUCACUGGAUCGUCCCCGGCGACAGGCCCGCGAGCCGUGCAGGAAUCGGAGCAGGGCAGUCAUGUGACGCAAUGCGUGCCGUUACCAUGGAGCCCGCACUGAGGGUCGCGUCAUCUCCCAUCUCCAGCGUUGAUGUUGCAUUCCACCGGUGUGGAGAUCUCCCUAACCGCCACCGACUGUUAUCGUCGCGUUGUAGCUCUAUUUAUUCAGUGAAAAGAGAUCAGGAUCAUUCAUAUUCCCAAACGACUGACAAGGUGUCUACUAUGGAACAAAUUUUUGUUGGUUUGUUGUUGUUGUUGGUGUUGGGUUAUUUGGUAGCAGAUGCUGUGUGGUCCUAUAUGUGUUGGAAACCAAAGCUUUCAUGGACGAUGUCUUAAUAUUGUUAAUAUUUCUUUUUACCCCUUUUCCUUCUCAUUAGGAAAGGCCCAAAUAUGCUCAUGCUGCAACACUCAUACUGCAGCCUCUGUUGUGUGAUUGCUAGAGAGUGCAUACACGCUUCUGAUUGGUAGAUAGUGUGUAUACUCGUCUGAUUGGUAGUGAGCAAAUACACGCGUCUGAUUGGUAGAGAGUGGGUAUACUCGUCAGAUUGGUAGAGAGUGCGUAAAAAGCAUCCGAUUGGUCAAGAGUGCAGACGUGUGUCCUCACCUCCAUAGUGUGUGAUGUCAGCUGCUGCAGUUUGCGUGUUGCGCUCUCACACACACAUCGCACUGUUGGAGGACGAUCGUUCACACACAACUCAACAGGCACUGGUAGGACGUGUGGGGGUGGUUGGUGCUGGGUGAUAUGGCGUGGUCCCAGCGGGAGAUCAUUCCCUCCCUGGGCGGUGUGAGGGUCGAGUGGGCAUGGUCCUGAGGCACUGCCAGCCACAGCUGCCCUGGCGUGGGCCGGUUUAUUACCCGAUCCUGGGGCCUGUCCGUGAGCAGGGCCUCAAUGGGAUGAGCCCCCCCACAGCCCCGUGUCUUAGACUCAUCAAACAUUCCUCUUCUGUGUGAAACAGGGCCAACCUUCACCCAAGGGCAAUGAAUGAAUGAAUGUAUGAAUGAAUGAAUGAAUGAAUGAUGUUAUUCACGUUCACACCUGUUUUCCGUUCUGGUUCCUCAGUGGUGGAAUGACUUGCCUACCACAGGACAGCAGAAUCCCUCCCCCUAUUUUGACGCAGACUCAAAACACACCUUUUCAAACUGUACCUUAGUCCUCCCUCCUGAUUUCCCCCCCCCCUUUCUGAUACCCCUAUCCUUGUC